Notechis scutatus (mainland tiger snake) is the source of this 797-nucleotide messenger RNA. The record is from RefSeq and is a predicted model, not a curated record. NCBI's taxonomy places the organism in Eukaryota, Metazoa, Chordata, Lepidosauria, Squamata, Elapidae.
UCUUUCCAGGGAAGUCAAGGGCGAGCCUAUCUCUUCAAUUCAGUAGUCAACGUCGGCUGCGGUCCUGCGGAGGAGCGAAUUCUGCUAACGGGACUUCAUGCAGUGGCUGAUAUUUACUGUGAAAAUUGCAAAACUACACUUGGUUGGAAAUAUGAACAUGCCUUUGAGAGCAGCCAGAAAUAUAAAGAAGGCAAAUACAUCAUCGAAUUAGCACACAUGAUCAAAGAUAAUGGCUGGGAUUGAACCGCCGAUGGAAAAGGAAAUGACAUCCGAUCCACGCCGAGCGUUCACUCUUCCGACUGAACAUUUUAUCUCCGAGAACGAGCAAGCGAUUGGCACUCUCUGGGUGCCACCACACCUUUGGGGCUGUGGGCUUCGUUGUCAUCCUGAGACCACGCUUCCUUGCGCGCACACCCUCUCUGCCGUCCUGAAUCAGCGACCGUCCACCACUCCGUCUCUUUGCUUUUCGUAUCUGUUUGUGAGUCCAAACUCAAGUUAGCGUGUCCUAGUCUUCCUCUUUCACUGUUCUGGCAUUGUGUGGCAUUGUGUUUCUUCUUCCCUUUUUUUUUUAUUUUAAUGACAACAAAAAGCAAGGAGUGAACCCAAUGCCAAACGGUUAUACAACUUACGUCUCAGAAACUGACGGUUGCCUUUUGGGAGGGGAGGGGGCUAAAGUCAAGGUUUAGGACUCCUGAGGGGAGAAACUCAACGAUUUGGGGGUGUGGGACAGAUGAGAGAGAAUGAGUAGGGUUUCUGUCAACCCCUUUAUCCUUUUAAAUCCUGACAAACCAUGGCUU